AUGGCCCGCGUGUUUUGUCUACUUAUGCUCGUGAUGGUCGGAAUGGUCUUUGCCGACGACGAGGACUGCUCUGAACUUGGGGAUUGCGAUUGUGGCAAUGUCUGCAAGGAUGGACAAUGUACUCCAGGCUGUCAGGUAUACGACGUUUUUGUCAAGGCGGGCACGGAGCGCACGGUGUACGGUCGCCGCUGUCAGUGUGGUGCUGACCAAGACACUAAAGGAAGAGCCAUUAUGUGCGCUGAGGGCGAGAGUUUUGAGGGAAACCCCACAGGCUUCCAGAUGUACGUCGCCAACCCUAAAUGCUCGGACGAUGAGCCUACGGCUGCCCCGACUGAAGCUGUAGUAGCUGAAGCUGCAACCGAGGCCACCCCUGAGGCUCCCAUUAUCUAA
Mya arenaria is the source of this 390-nucleotide messenger RNA. RefSeq lists its product as uncharacterized. The record is from RefSeq and is a predicted model, not a curated record. The transcript has 4 exons. Bases 1 to 390 code for a protein of 129 amino acids. NCBI's taxonomy places the organism in Eukaryota, Metazoa, Mollusca, Bivalvia, Myida, Myidae.